Molecule: messenger RNA, 315 nt
Organism: Symbiodinium natans
Lineage: Eukaryota; Dinophyceae; Suessiales; Symbiodiniaceae
Source: the annotation of a GenBank genome assembly
AUGGACUGCAAACAGCGAUACUUCCUGCGAUGUGCUUCUGUGGAAGAGGCCCCGCCGGUGCCUGACUCCGACACUGCCAUCACCGACCCAGGCCCAUGCCAGGGUGACCUGGACCUGGAGGCCCCGAAACGGAAUGUCGGAAAGCGCGCUUUGCAGAGGAACGUGUGCAGAAAGGUGCGGAAGUGGAUUUGGCAGGUAGAUUUGGAUGAGAUCGAGACCUGCGCCACGCCGGCGAGAGCGAGCCAGGGGCUCCAGGUAUUUCAUGCAAUCAUCGUGUGUGUCACAGAGCUCCCCGACACGGCUCAUGUUUGCUGA